CAGGGAGUGUGAAAAGAGUAGGCAGGAGAACUCCAAUUUUGUGACGUCUUGGGGGUUCUCUAGGCCGGGACAGUAUGUUGUUUUCGCAAGCGCCAGUUGCUGGGCGGCCGGCACAGCGUGCCGGCCGGACGUCAGCGCCAUACCGUUUCACUAGGAUAUGCCCGACACGGACUCUGUGCCAGUCACGGCCGGCGGCGCCGGCUGCCGCCGCUGCGGAGCGCUUUGAUGCGCAAGUUUGCGUUGUGCUCGGUACCCAGUGGGGUGAUGAGGGCAAGGGUAAACUUGUCGAUAUCCUUGCGCAGCAGUAUGACAUCGUAGCCCGUGCUCAGGGUGGCGCCAAUGCUGGCCACACCAUCUAUGACGAUGCUGGCAACAAGUAUGCGCUGCACUUGGUGCCUUCCGGCAUAUUAAACCAGAAGGCGACUUGCGUGAUUGGCAAUGGCGUGGUGCUGCACUUGCCUGGCCUCUUCGAGGAGAUUGCAAACUUGCAGAAGAAGGGCAUCAGCGUUGGGGACCGAUUGAAAAUCUCGGAUCGCGCGCACCUGCUCUUUGACUUGCACAAGGAGAUCGAUGGCCUGCGCGAGGCGGAGCUCGCCGGCAGCGGCAAGCAGAUUGGUACCACGAAGCGGGGCAUCGGCCCGGCUUACAGCUCGAAGGCAACCCGCAACGGACUGCGAGUAUGUGACCUGCGAAAGCUUGACUCAUUCGCCGAGAAGCUUAGAAAGCUGUCGAUGGAUGGGAGCAAGCGCUUUGGCUCGGGCUUUGAGUAUGACGUGGAGGCAGAUAUUCAAAAGUACCACGAGCUAGCGCAGAAGGUACUGCCGUUCGUGACGGACACCGUUGAGUUCCUCCACACGGCGCACGACGAGGGCAAGCGCAUUCUGAUUGAGGGCGCCAACGCCACCAUGCUUGACGUGGACUUUGGCACCUACCCCUACGUCACCUCCUCCAACCCCUCCGUCGGCGGCAUUGCCACCGGCCUUGGUCUGCCGCCCUCCAAGUACGAUGCCCUCGUCGGCGUGGUCAAGGCCUACACCACCCGUGUGGGCGCCGGGCCAUACCCCACCGAGGUGUUUGGCGAGCUGGCUGAGGGGCUCCGAGAGAUCGGGCGGGAGUACGGCACCACCACCGGGCGCCCGCGCCGCAUCGGCUGGAUGGACAUUGUGGCCCUGCGCUACACGUGCCGCAUCAACGGCCUCACGCACCUCAACAUCACCAAGCUGGAUGUGCUCAGUGAGCUGCCGGAGAUCAAGAUUGGUGUGGGCUACAAGACGAAGGAGGGGCAGGUGCUGCGGUCGGUGCCGGCGGAUCUGGAGACCCUCGAAAACGUGGAGGUGGUGUACGAGACGCUGCCCGGCUGGCAGUCGGACAUCUCGGCUGUGCGGGACUGGAAGGACAUGCCGCAGGCGGCCAAGGACUACGUGCAGCGCAUUGAGGACCUCAUAGGCAUCCACUGCAAGUGGAUUGGCGUGGGCCCCGGCCGCGACGCGCUCGUGGUGAAGCCCGCCGUGGGCAAGUGCUAAGCGGCAGGCGGACUGGAAGCUACACCUGCCACCUGCCAUGCUAGUCUGCUUGCAUGCAGUUGUUUGAUAGCUGCAAGCGAGGUUUCACUGGCGGUUGACCUCUUUCCUGACGGCUAGUUCUUGGCGUCCUCGGUGUGGACGCCGGCAGUAACUCAUGACUUCCUCACUACUUACGGAAUGUGCAUGAGCUUUUGCACGUGCGCGACGCUUUGGAGGGAUGCUUGGUUGUGGUGUGCAGGACGGAGCAGCGUAAGCUCAGGCAGGUGUGUCCUACGCUUGUUGCGCUGUGGAAUUCUGCCGGGUCCCUUAUGACCAGGCCGAGAGCCCCUUGGAGGCGACCUGCGGAUGUAGCAUGCUGGCACACAAGCGCGCGCGGAGUCAGAAAGGAUCUUUGGAUUUUAGUGCCUUAUUACUAAUCGGGGCGGGUGCAGCUGGCGCGCGUGAACUCUCCCCCACCCCUGGUCUUAGUACGGUUGGCGCUCGGCUUUACUUCAGCGCCCCCCUUUCCCCCCGAGCGCUUUAGACCUCUGCUUUUCUAGGUUGGUAUACAGGGCUCCUGGUGUGGUUGCCUGGUUGUCGUGUGGUGGCGGCAGGUCAUUGUUUUUGUGUUUAGCAUGUCGGCUGCAUGGGUGACGGCGAAAGGAUAUUUUAAGACGGUGGCUAAGCUGACUGGGUCGUAUCAGCGCCUCUUCUGCCACUCAUGACGUUUACUGGGUUUACUGGGGUGUUCGCUUCCAUGGGUGUUUGUUGGGUCGCUAAAUCGUCGUCACGGUUUACUCGAUGAGAUGCAGAGUGCAUUUGGACGCUUUCUGACACGGCGGAGGAGGAGUUUCCCUGGUAUAGUCAAGGAAGAGGUAGUUCUCCUCUUUGUUUCCCUGGCGUGCGGCGUGCGCGUUGGCAAAACUGCGGUCUUUUCCUCGCGCUUGCCAGUAACCGACCAGCUACCCAUGCCGUUUGCUGCUCGGUUUGGGAGUAGGUGUUGGUUUGACUGUUGAGCUAUUCCGGACAAUGUUUUUGGCACUGAUAGGAACGUUUUACGUCGGGGUACUUGUUUUAUGUUUUGAGGCGAUGGACCCCUUAUCGGAUUGUACAAUAUGAACCGCGGCGGUUCUGUAGGGCUGCGAUAUAAGGGCUGCAUACACUGCACAGCCCGUCGCAGCUUUAUGUGGGUUAUACGAUGGUUGGCGAACCAUGUUAGGGCCUUUUUACGGAGGACCUCCGGCGUUUCUAUGUAUCAUGUGCGCCUCUUGAGGCAGCUUUGUACUGCAUUCUAAAGGCGGCAUGGAAGCGCGCGUGGAAACUCCGCUCCAAAACCGUGUAUUCUCUCCAUCUCUGUG
Molecule: messenger RNA, 2860 nt
Organism: Astrephomene gubernaculifera
Lineage: Eukaryota; Viridiplantae; Chlorophyta; Chlorophyceae; Chlamydomonadales; Astrephomenaceae
Source: the annotation of a GenBank genome assembly